Messenger RNA from Neoarthrinium moseri, 1827 nucleotides. RefSeq lists its product as uncharacterized. Lineage: Eukaryota; Fungi; Ascomycota; Sordariomycetes; Amphisphaeriales; Apiosporaceae. Bases 1 to 1827 code for a protein of 608 amino acids. The transcript is spliced from 3 exons. Gene Ontology annotation, molecular function: dipeptidyl-peptidase activity. The record is from RefSeq and is a predicted model, not a curated record.
AUGGAAGUGCAGACCCCCCAGAUCCGCGACAUCUUGUCCGUUGUUGAGGACAAGGAAAACUCGCUCAUCUUCCACAAGAAUGUGUCGAUCCCGCUGAAGGCCUCGUCUCUCCCCAUCCGUGCCAACGUUUACCUGCCGCUCUCGGCCAACUCUGGCGACAAGUUUCCUGUGCUGGUCACGUACGGGCCGUAUGGCAAGGAUAUCCCCUACGAGACGUUUUACAAUGGCUCCUUUAACGAGGUCAACCCUGAGCACCGCUCCAAAUACAGCGCAUGGGAGACGCCUGACCCGGUGUACUGGACGCGGCAGGGCUAUGCCGUUGUCCGUGCAGACGAGCGCGGCCUUGGCCAGAGCCCUGGGUUCUUGGAUACCAUGAGCAAGGGCACCAGCGAGUGCUUCUUCGACGUUGUUGAAUGGGCGGCGGAGCAGCCAUGGAGCUCCGGAAAGGUUGGCUUGUUGGGAAUCUCGUACUAUGCAGGCACCCAAUGGCGAGUGGCCGCCAGACGGCCCAAGGGCUUGGCCGCCAUUAUCCCUUGGGAGGGCAUGUCCGACUACUACCGGGACCGCUGCCAGCAUGGCGGUAUUCUGUCAAACAAAUUUAUCGGAUUCUGGUGGAACCGCCAAGUCCUUGUAAACCAGUAUGGAAAGCCUGGAAGGUCCAAGUUGACCUUCCCCCCUGAUGGCCCUGGUGCACGAGGACAGGAGGAUACGAUCGAGGGUGACCUGCCAGAAGAUGUUCUGGCCAAGAACCGUCAGGACCAGACUAUUGACAACGCGAAAUACAAGUUCAGAGACGAUGAUUACUAUGCCAGCAAGGAGUUCAACCUCGAGGACAUCGAGGUGCCUCUCCUCAGUGUUGCCAACUGGGGUGGUAUCCUGCUACACUUACGUGGAAAUGUGGAGGGCUACAACCACGCUGGUUCCAAGUUCAAGUACCUGCGAUUCAUCACUGGUCGUCACGACCUGCCAUUUUACUACAAGGAGGAGGUUGAGGUCCAAAAGAGUUUCUUGGAUGCCUUCUUGAAGGGAGAUGACCGAGUUGGCUGGAGCCAGCCUGGAAAGGUUGCGCCAGUCACCGUCACUCUCCGAAAGGGAGACGUCGGCUUCAACGACGCUGAAAAGGAGAAGGCAUACCCCAAGAGAGACGAGGAGGCCUGGCCGAUCCCCAGAACUCAGUACACCAACUUCUACCUGACCCCCGACCAGACCCUCGUUAAGGACAAGCCCUCUGCCACAGCUUCAAAGGUUAUUUCAUACAAGGCUUUGGGAACUUUGGAGAAGCCCGAGCUCGUUCAGUUCACCACGCCGGCUUUUGAGCAGGAGACUGAGAUAACUGGCCACAUCACUGCCCACCUCAACGUCUCGUUGACUCCCGAGGAGGCAGCCGGCGAGAAGGACAUCGAUCUCUUCGUGACUCUCAGGCACCUGGGCCCCAACGGCAAGGAAAUCCACUACACUGGUACAGCAGGUGACCCAGUGCCACUUACCAAGGGAUGGCUGCGAGCAAGCUUCCGAAAGGUGCACACGGAUCACCCGAAGAACCGACCUUACCUGCCGCACCGCGAGUAUUUCUCAACCGAUGUGCUGCCGGUCAAGGCUGGCGAGGUCUACGGCGUGGAUAUCGAGGUCUGGCCGUCGAACGUGGUCGUUGAGAAGGGCGGCAAGCUGGUGUUUGAGGUCGCCAGUGGCGAUACCCAGGGCUCUGGUAUCUUCCAGCACGUCUCCGAGACAGACAGGACAACCGCCAAGUUUGCCGGCCAGAACCACAUUCACUUCGGUGAAGGUCUGGAGAACUACGUUACCCUCCCCGUCAUCCCUCCCAAAUAA